AAAGAGAGAGAAUAGAGAAGGGGUUUUAGCAUAUGUUUCUUUUCUUACCAAACCAAACCCACAGAGGUUUUUCAUUUCUGUCCACAAUUUCACUUACCCCCCAAAAGUAAAUAAAAUUAACAAACAAGUACACAAUUACAUAGAUUAGAUUUCUACUCAGAUUGGUGAAGUUAGUGGCGUUGGCUCAUUGUAUCUGGUCAUCACUUAUUGGCAUGCUUCCUGAGAUAUGGUGUAUAAGAAGAAGCUAGAUUUUGGUUUCAAUGGCUUUCAAGUUCCAUUUAUACCUAAAGCUCCUAGAUCAGUUAGAAGGAGACGUUCCUGUAAAAAAUUGGACGAUGGUCAAAUUUGUGCAUUUGAAUUAUUGGCGGCUGUUGCUGGAAAACUCUUACUGGAGAGCGAAAGCUCCGCUUCCAGUAACGCUGCGGAAGGGAAAAAUGAAAUUGCUGAUCACAGGGACGGUAUUAAAAACGAACAAGUGGAAGACGGUAAAGCUGUGAAAUCAGAGUCCCUCGACCAGGGGAGUUGUGUAGAAAGCGCUUAUGCAGAAAAAACUUCCUUUUUGGAGCAUACUUCUACUAUUAUAGGUUCUGACACUGACAUGAAGUUGGAAAACUGCAAGGAGGUUAAUAUAGCUGAUGGAAAAUUCCACGCCAAAGUUGAAGGUGGAUCCUCUAAUCUCGAGGAUCCAUGUGAUAAUAAAAUUAGGACUGAAGACUUAACUGUGACUAACACGUGCAGUGUAAAGAAUCCGAUUGAACAACAUGUUAAUAACGAUGGCUUGUUUAACUCGGAGAGUAGUGUACAGUUACCCUUGUACAGGGAUUCAGUUCCGGUUCCUAGUGCUUCUUUUGUAAAGCAAAGGAACAGUGUAAAGUUAGGUAAUAGAGAUGAUGACGAAAAUUCUUUUGACUGCUAUAGAUAUAGCACCAAGUUAAGAACCUUUAGGACGACAUCACGACUUGGAUUCAGAAGAAUAAGGAAGAUGCUGAAAUCUCGACACUGGAGAGUAGCUCCUAAGUUGAAGGAAUAUGAGCGUUCUUACACAAAUGGUGGAGUGGAGUCCUUUUACCUCAGUAGGAAAAGCACACGUGCACGGAAGAGAUGCCAACCUGAAGUUCCUCCCAAGAGAAGGAAAUUGAACCACCAUGGUUUUGCUGUUGCAUAUUACCAGGAGGCCAGUAGUGAAAGUGUUUCAAAUUCACCUGAAAAGGAAAUCAAACGAGACAUUAAAGGAACUGCUGAUCCAUCUCCAGCUAAAAAUCAUCACAAGAAGGAUAAUGUAAAAUUUAGCAUCAAGUCUUUCAAGGUGCCAGAGCUUUACGUAGAGGUUCCUGAAACUGCAACAGUUGGCUCGCUGAAGAGAACAGUGAUGGAGGCAGUUACAGCUAUACUGGAAAGUGGAUUACGGGUUGGGGUGGUUCUCCAGGGAAAGAAGGUCAGAGAUGACAAUAGAACUCUAAAGCAGGCUGGCAUUUCCCAGAAUGGCAACCUCGAUAAUUUGGGUUUCACUUUGGAGCCUCAAUUUGCCCAAGUUUCUCCAUCGUCAUCUCCUAAUAAACUUCCGGUUUCAUCAACAUUUGUUGCAGAUCAGGAACUAACUAGGCGGCGACCUAGUCCUAUCUUGGAAAUGGGGAUUCACAAUGCUUCGUCAGAUCCUCCAGAGACCGAGAUGGACAAGCAGAACGAGAAUAACCAUGUGUUAGAGCUAUCUCCUACAAAAUCUAUUGAUCCAUCAACUGACGUAUCCGUUCCAGAUUCUAGAGCCUUGGUCAUUGUUCCUCCAGUUAACGCAGAGGCACUUGCUAUGGUUCCUCUGAACCAGAAAAGUAAACGUUCUGAACUUUCACAACGUAGAAUACGGAGACCAUUCUCAGUUGCAGAAGUAGAAGCGCUAGUUGAAGCUGUGGAGCAUCUUGGUACUGGAAGGUGGCGUGAUGUUAAAAUGCGUGCUUUUGAUACUGCUGAUCACCGAACUUACGUCGACUUGAAGGAUAAAUGGAAGACAUUAGUACAUACAGCAAGCAUUGCCCCGCAACAACGAAGAGGGGAGCAGGUCCCACAGGAACUUCUGGACCGGGUCUUAGCUGCCCAUGCCUACUGGUCUCAGCAACAGGGGAAACAUCAUGUUGAACCACUGAAAACUCCGGAUGUGAAAGCGCAAAAAGUUGGCGCUUGAAGGAAUUCGUCGAAUUGUCAAGAUGUAAAGAAAAUAUUAUAUUAGGAACACGACGAGAAAAUUGUAAAAAGGAUUCGUUCUGUUUCUCGUUAACUCGGUUAGACUCACUGAUUCAUUGCUAAGUCCCUUACAGUUGGUGACUUGUAAAUUGUUCAGGAAUAAAGCAGUGUAGCAGAUGCCUUAGGGUUUCUGUUGGUUCUUUCAUUCAGAUGGUAUUAUUAGGUUGGUGGAAAGAAUCAAAUGUAUUAAAUAUGUACAUUAGUAGUAGUUCCAUUGAUUUCUAAUGUAAUUUCACUACUGCAUGCAACUAUCUUAAAGUCUAUCCUGUUAUUUAGUUGAAUCUGA
Molecule: messenger RNA, 2521 nt
Organism: Lycium barbarum (goji berry)
Lineage: Eukaryota; Viridiplantae; Streptophyta; Magnoliopsida; Solanales; Solanaceae
Product: telomere repeat-binding protein 4
Exons: 10
Coding region: 227-2176 (649 amino acids)
Molecular function (GO): protein binding
Source: RefSeq, a predicted model, not a curated record